Messenger RNA from Lolium perenne, 1293 nucleotides. The record is from RefSeq and is a predicted model, not a curated record. NCBI's taxonomy places the organism in Eukaryota, Viridiplantae, Streptophyta, Magnoliopsida, Poales, Poaceae.
AUGGAGCAGGCCGACGGCUCCUCCGCUGCAAUCGAGAUGAUCCCCGACGGUGACUCGACCAUGACGGCACCGGAGGGGAAGAUGAUCCAGAGCAGAGGGAAGCAUGAGCUAGUGCCGCAGCUGCGGUUCCCCCGGGGAUACCACUUCCUUCCGACCGACCUAGAGCUCGUCGAUGUCUACCUCCGCAGAAGGAUUGAAGGCAAGGAGCUGCCGCUGGACAUCUUUAUGGACGUCCAACUCCUCAAGUGGGAGCCCGCCAAGCUCAUCGCCGAGCGCAGGGCCUACGGCGAGGAUAGGUAUUUCUUCUUCACGAUGAAGGAGUGGCCGUCGAACAAGAAUGGCCAGCCGCGCCGGAAGCUGCGGGUGGAGGGAGUGGCGGCUAGCUGGAAGACGACGGGCGGCGUGAAGAAUAUAUACCGUCCUGGGACGGACGAGGCUGUCGGGACAAUGAGGAUGCUCACCUACAGCUCCAACCGCCCCAACGAGGACGAGGACGAGUACACCAUGAAGGAGUACGUCUUGGAAGGAUCCAAGACGAAUCAGUGGGUCCUUUGCACAAUAAAGGAGAAGGAACGCUGCAAUGCAAAACAAAACAAAGACAAGAACGCCAGUGGUGGUAAAGACGAGAAACGCAAGAGGGGAACUGACACUUGCGUGGAGCCAAAGACGACCAAGAGGAAGAAGACCUCCCAGCCACAGGAAACCCAAGAGCAACAGCAGCAAGAGCUCACAACUGCCACAUCUUACGGUCCGCCACCAUUGCUAGGACAUGAGCAAGAUGAUCAUCACCAAGCUUUGCAGGCUGAAGAAGGCGUCAUGGUGUUUGAGGGGCCAAGCCCGGUGAUCCAAGUCGUUGCCCCACACGGGGACCCGAUUGGUGGAGAUCAGCCUUAUUGCCACGACGCCUCCACGCCGCAGGAGACAACGCCAUGGGAUGGACCUGGCGAACCACCAUUGAUGACGCACCAUCAGCAAGGUUACCAAGCUUUAAUGGAAGAACAGUUCCACGCCCUACAUGAAGACUACAUGCUGGAACACCACCAGUUCGCUGCUAUGGAGGAAGUGCAGCAAGAGUACCCAAUGUUCCAGUAUCAGCGACAGCAGCAACCAUGCAACACACACGAGUUGUUGCCUCCUCAUGGAGGGCCAGAUCCUGGGCUGCCAUCGGAAGAAGCCUAUCCCUACUUUGACAGUGAUGUCGGCAAGAUGAAUGACGCCGCCUCCCCACGAUGCAGCAAUGGCAUUACCAGAUCAAGGGAACAACCAAACUUUGCACAUAUAUCAAUAUGGUAG